Molecule: messenger RNA, 700 nt
Organism: Lutzomyia longipalpis
Lineage: Eukaryota; Metazoa; Arthropoda; Insecta; Diptera; Psychodidae
Product: 10 kDa heat shock protein, mitochondrial
Exons: 4
Coding region: 134-442 (102 amino acids)
Cellular component (GO): mitochondrial matrix
Molecular function (GO): ATP binding; protein-folding chaperone binding; protein folding chaperone
Source: RefSeq, a predicted model, not a curated record
AUUCUGUCUGUUGGAGGUAAACCGCAAAAGGGAAAUUUUCUUCGCUUUCCGUGAGUUUUGGUGUGUGCACGUUCCCCCAAGGAGCUAAAAGUGUGUGAUUUCCUGGCAAAGAAAACACAGUUUCCUGAACAAAAUGUCUCUCGCAGUGAAAAGAUUGCUUCCUCUUCUGGACCGUGUUCUUGUGCAGCGUGCCGAGGCUAUCACCAAAACCAAAGGCGGAAUUGUCAUCCCCGAGAAGGCACAGGCCAAAGUUCUCCAAGCCACAGUUGUUGCCGUUGGUCCGGGUGCGCGAAACAAGAAAGGCGAUCACAUUCCAAUGGCCGUGAAGGUUGGAGAUCAGGUUUUACUCCCAGAAUUCGGGGGCACAAAGGUUGAGCUUCAGGACGACAGCAAGGAGUAUCAUUUGUUCCGGGAGUCUGAUAUUUUGGCCAAAAUCGAAUAAUUUCGCCCAUUUAUUUUCCAAUCUCUUGCAUCUCUUUAUCAUUUAUAAAAGUCAUAAGUUUAAAACAAAAAAGUAGUUAGAAUUUGCAUUUAUGCUUGCGGCGUUGGGUAAUGUGGAAACCCUUGAAUCGGCUCUGGGAGACAAGUUGUUACUCUUUUAGUCAACCCACAGUGAACUGAAGGAAUUAAUGUAAAAAAAAGAGAGAACAUCGUAUUUGUACGUAGAUCGUUUAUAAUAAAACAAAUUACAAAAAGGGGA